AUGCUCGCCUGCCACGCGGGCGACCCGGAAAGAUCAUUUCAGGCCCUAGCAGGCGACCUGAUCUUUCCGGUUCCCGGUUGGGGUAACUGGGAUAUGGAUGCGAAUAUGUAUGCCGGACACAUUAAUUUGGACGUAAAGACUGGGUAUCAGACCAGCCCCAAAAAUCCGCUAGAUAUCAAGCCCGAGACGCUAGCCUUGAUUGCUCAAAAUCCAUCUUUCAGGGAAGCUCGAAGAAAUGCUAGAGAGGUGGUGGUUGGCCGGAUUCCAUACGGUUAUGAGCCGAUCAAGUGCAAGCCGCCGUACUGCAAUCCAUUUGUUCAUCACAGUGGUGUAGCCGUUGAGGUCGAACAAGGCGAUGACACAUUCUUCAUUGGUGGGAUCGACUUCCCUAUAUCACUAGGCACUACGAGUGGCGUACGAUUGCCGUUUUCAGGAGCAGUAGAAGCUGGUACAUCUCCGUAUGCAUACGCUCAUGGAGAUGCCUUCAACCCAGUGUCACCAUUCGAUUUGAAAUCGAUCAACGAUGACGAUGUUUCCCAGGAUGGUAAACGGCGCCGUCCUGCACGAAACUCCAGCGACAAAACUUUCUAUAAGAAGUUCGGUAAUAUUCCUUCGUAA
This is a messenger RNA of Angiostrongylus costaricensis, 618 nucleotides long. The record is from the annotation of a GenBank genome assembly. NCBI's taxonomy places the organism in Eukaryota, Metazoa, Nematoda, Chromadorea, Rhabditida, Metastrongylidae.